Maudiozyma saulgeensis is the source of this 1062-nucleotide messenger RNA. The record is from the annotation of a GenBank genome assembly. Lineage: Eukaryota; Fungi; Ascomycota; Saccharomycetes; Saccharomycetales; Saccharomycetaceae.
AUGAACGCUUCUAUUGUUAACGGUACAGGGAUUUCCUAUUUGGAAUCUUCUAUUGAACCAACUAUUAAACUGACUAUAAAACCAACUUUAUUUGAAGGUAUUCCAGAUGGUGUUGUUGCUAUUAUAGCUCCUGUUAUUGCUUAUUGGUUAUUUUCUGGUAUGUUCCAUUUAAUCGAUACCUUUGAAUUAGCUGAAAAAUAUAGAAUUCAUCCAAAGGAAGAUGUUAACAAAGCUAAUAAAGCUUCUCGUAUUGAAGUCCUAAGAGAAGUUCUAUUACAACAUGUUGUUCAAUCUUUAGUAGCUUAUAUUAGUUAUAAAUUUGAUCCAAUACCAAUGACUGGAUUUGAAGAAAAUGGUAUUUGGAAUUUAAAGAAAUCUCUUUAUUCUUUAUUCUCUCGUUAUAAUAUUCCAUUUUUCAUUAAUGAUCAAACUAUUGUAUUUUUAUACAAUUAUGGUACUUCAUUUUUAAAAUUAACUUUUUGUUUCCUUUUUGUUGAUACUUGGCAAUUUUUCUUACAUAGAUUAAUGCAUUUAUCUUCAACCCUAUAUUCAAAAUUCCAUUCUGUUCAUCAUAGAUUAUAUAUCCCUUACGCUUAUGGUGCUUUAUACAAUGCUCCUGUUGAAGGUUUCUUAUUAGAUACUUUAGGUACUGGUAUUGCAAUGAAUUUAGCAUUUUUAUCUCCACGUGAACAAAUUAUUCUUUUCGUCUUUGCAACAAUGAAAACAAUCGAUGAUCAUUGUGGUUACGUUUUACCAUUAGAUCCAUUCCAAUUGUUUUUCCCAAAUAAUGCUGUUUAUCACGAUAUUCAUCAUCAACCAUUUGGUUUAAAGACAAAUUUUGCUCAACCAUUUUUCACAUUCUGGGAUGAAAUUUUUGAUACUAAAUUUAAAGCAAUGGAUAAAGAAUUCGAACAUGGUAAGAAAGUUAAUAUUCAUGAAUAUAAACAAUUUUUAUCAAAUAGAGAAACUGAAAGAUUAGAAAAAAUUAAAAAAUUUAAAGCUUCUCUAGAAAGUGUCGAUGAUGAAAAAAAAGUUGAUGAUGAGAAGAAGAAAGAUAUGUAA